Molecule: messenger RNA, 928 nt
Organism: Phragmites australis (common reed)
Lineage: Eukaryota; Viridiplantae; Streptophyta; Magnoliopsida; Poales; Poaceae
Product: mavicyanin-like
Exons: 2
Coding region: 113-640 (175 amino acids)
Cellular component (GO): plasma membrane
Molecular function (GO): electron transfer activity
Source: RefSeq, a predicted model, not a curated record
CGAUCACGAGCUUAUCAAUUGGCUACAGCUUGUGCAUAAUAUUCCUUCCACCUAAGCUCCAAGGCAAUCUCCUCCUCUGCUCGAUCGCCCCUUCCAGCAGGCAGCAGCUGCCAUGGCAAGAAUCACCAGCAGAUCUGAAGCUCUUGCCGUCAUGGCCGUGAUGGCAGCAGCCGUGUUCGGCAUGGCGUCGGCGGCGACCUACAACGUGGGCGAGCCGGGCGGAUCCUGGGACCUGCAGACCAACUACGGCAACUGGGUCUCCUCCAAGAGCUUCCACCCCGGUGACCAGAUCGUGUUCAAGUACUCGCCUCAGUUGCACGACGUGCUGGAGGUGAACAAGGCGGACUACGAUUCCUGUUCCACCUCCAACCCCAUCGCCACCCACAACUCCGGCAACGACGCCAUCGCCCUAACCUCCCCCGGCACGCGCUACUUCAUCUGCGGCUUCCCUAACCACUGCACCGGCGGCAUGAAGCUCCAGAUCAGCAUCCUGCCAGGGGCCACCUCCCUCGCCCCGGCCGGUGCUCCCAAAGCAAACUCUCCCCUGCCUCCGUCAACACCCUUUUCUACCGCUACCAAGGCCACCGCCACCGGCUUCGGUCUCGCCGCCGUCAUGCUCGCCGCCGCCCUCAUGGCCUAGUUUAAUGUCCUAUUCCUUUUAUAUGUUAUGUUACUACGUACGUGCUAGCAGCUAUAGACUGCUGCCUGGACACGUAUAUAUACAGCUAGCACACGGUUCCUGUUAAUUAGUUAUCAUCUGUGUGUGUGUGUAUAUAUAUAUAUAGAGAGAGAGACCUGUCGAUCAGCUAGCAUUUACUUUAUGUAGUUACUUCUCUAUUUUCUCUAUUGCAACCUUCGGGUUCUGUAUAUUGAUUUUCAGAGGUGACGAUGACUAAUAAAUUGAGUCGCAUGUAUGCACGUAUCUUUA